GGAGAAGACACGUGGCUAAAAGAAUGCAAUUUGACCAUGGGCACAUCUCGACAAAGGUGGGUUUCUAUAUGCUAUUGUUUUGCAAGUGAUUUUUCAGUUAGGCUAUGUGUCUGAUGGGAGAACUUGAAAAAUUAGGGAAAAGCUUUUUGAAUAAUCUGGAGCACGUUUGGGGUGACUGAGAGUACCCACAAUGGAGGGAAUCAGUGAUGAGGAAGCAGAGGACACUCCAUCGACACCAUUGUCUGACAGCAAAGGGGACAGUCAACAGACUGAUACACGUGGUAAAGAGACACAACUGGAGAGCUUUUUGGAGGAACUGGGGUUAAAGCAGAACAUCACAGAGAAGCUGUCCCUGAGGACGGUACUGCAGAUUGAUGAGAAGACCAUUAGUGAUAAACCUGCCAAGUGUAAUUCAGAUCUUCCAUGGUAUUUUCUGAAGAAGCUAAUGAUGGUUAAUGUGACAGCAAGGAAUAUGAAAUGUACAUCUGCAUGCGAGUCAAACUGUGAUGCUGCGUCAGGAGAGUUGGAUCUUGAUAAUCUCGUCACCAGUCUAGAUUCAGAUGAUAUGCUAAAUCCCCUUGACAUAAUCACUGCUCUUUUUCUGUGUUCUGAUGGUUUCGUACAGCAGGAAAUGGCUCUCAAAAUGUCUAUGUGUCAGUUUUCUGUGCCUCUGUUGCUUCCCAACUGCGACACAAAGCAGUGCACACUCAUGCUUUGGGCCCUGAGAGACAUUGUUAAAAAGUACAGACCUCAGUCACAUUCAGAAUCCAAAGGAUUUAUUGAAGACAGAAUUGUUGCCUCUAAACUUCCAAUGAUAUCUUUUGUGAGACUGGGUGAGUGCUCCUUGUCCAAGUCAGAGAUCCUCAACAAGCUUCUGAGUAAUUCUCAGCAGUACCAUGACACCUUUGUUCACCGUGACAUGGAGUGUGGUGACAGUCCAAGGAGAAUAUCCAAUGGAUUGGCUGAAAUGACUUGGUACCUUCCUUGCGGGAACAAAAACAUGGAUGUCUUCAGUGAGCCAGUAGCUGUAGCUAACCUUCGUGGGGACAUUGCUUCAUUUGACAUACAAUUUUCUUUUCUGUGUCAGACAUCUGCAGCAGUUUUUGUGUUCUUUGACACUUUGGACUCUGAGUGCGAGCUGCUUACCAACCAACCACACAAGGCACAGAUCUUCUUGGUGGGUAACCAUCAAAGCAAGGGUUUUAGUUUAGAUGCUGUAAAAAAGGUAGCAACCAAGUUGAACUUAAAUAACAGCAACAUCCUUUUGAAGGCUAAGCACAUGAAUGAUGCAGACUUCAUAAAAAAAUUGAGGAAAAUGGUCAGCAAUGUAAUUGAACACUCAAAGAUGAAGAUGGGAAUUGAGCAGAUGGCUGACAUUGCCCAUGAACUGGGAAUCACUGUUGAUGAAGACUCUUCAGAGUGCCAGACUGCCAAGCAAAAUGCAGAUGCGAUCACUGCAGAAAUUAAAGCUAUCCUGCAAUACAAAGAAGCUCAGCUACCAUUGCAAGGCCAAAUAUGGAAGGAACUGACUCGCUUGGAGAAGGAACAAUUUCGGCUUCGAAAUGUUGGAUCUGAGAACAUAGAAAUGUACAAAAGUGAUCUUCAAGUACAGAAAACAAAACUUCGGGAAAAACAGAACUCUUAUGACAUGUCAAAUGCAAUGACAUGUUUCAUAAACGCAAUAUCAAGCUCAGGGAUAGAGAGGCGCUAUUUCCUGAAAUGGCUGCGAAUGAACCUUGAUAACCUGUCCCGAGAAACUCUGUCUGACCUCAGGGAGCAGUACAAAAAGAAAUGCAAAAACUCUGAGAACAAAGAGGAGAUCAAGGAAAUUGACAAACAACUUUCCAACUGCUCUCUGGGAACUGAACACUUCUUCCGUGAAAUGGGUCAGAUCUAUCAAGCUUCACUUUCCCUUCCAGAAACAAACCCGUCACGUAAACAAUUACAGAACCUCCCCAAACUAUGUGCAGAAUUGUUGCUUGAUGGAUUUCCCCUUGAGCUUGUAGACGGAGAUGCAUCCAACAUACCUCUCAGAUGGGUGAGUGACGUUCUCUCUCAGCUCAAUGACUUGGUGUCUCCUCAGAACAAGAUACUGGUAGUCACAGUUCUUGGAGUUCAGAGCACAGGAAAAUCCACUCUCCUCAACACCAUGUUUGGAGUGCAGUUUGCAGUCAGCAGUGGUCGAUGCACUCGAGGUGCCUUUAUGUUGCUCAUCAGAAUCAAUGAAGAUUUAAAAAAAGAACUCAACUGUGACUUCAUGAUGAUCAUUGACACUGAGGGCCUAAAGUCACCAGAGCUUGCACAACUGGACAACAGCCACGAGCAUGACAACGAGCUAGCAACACUUGUUGUAGGGUUGAGUGACAUCACCAUCAUCAAUAUUGCAAUGGAGAAUUCAAUAGAAAUGAAGGACAUCCUACAAAUAGUUGUGCAUGCUUUUCUCAGGAUGACAGAGGUGGGCAAAACUCCCAAAUGUCAGUUUGUUCACCAGAAUGUGUCGGAUGUUUCAGCCCAUGACAAGAACUUACGAGACAGGAAACUGCUCUUGGAACAGUUAAACGAGAUGACCCAGGCAGCAGCCAAAAUGGAAAAGAAAGAGGAGAACAUCAGCUUCACUGAUGUGAUGGAGUACAAUCCAGACACUGGCAACUGGUACAUUCCUGGACUGUGGAAUGGAAACCCACCAAUGGCACCAGUCAAUGCAGGGUACAGCGAAGCUGUUUAUGAGCUCAAGAAGAACAUAAUCCACAUUUUGGGAAGUUGCAAGUCAUCUGCUAAUAAUAUCUUGGAGUUUACAGAGUGGAUGAAAAGCCUGUGGAAUGCAGUAAAGCAUGAAAACUUCAUCUUCAGCUUCAGAAACAGCCUGGUGGCUGAUGCAUACAUGAGACUCUGCACAGAAUUCAACAAAUGGGAAUGGAACUUCAAAAAAGAGAUGUACACGUGGGUUACAAAUAAUGAAACAAGAAUCUCCAACUUUGGAAAAUUUGCUGUGGAAUCUGAGACAUCUGAACCGGCACAAAGGUCUGAGAUAUCUGACGUUUCAGAACUUCUCAAUGAUUUGAAAAGUGAAGCAUUGACAGAGCUGUCUGAACGGGAGAAAAAAGUUCUUGAGAAUUUGACACAGUACUUCAAGCAGACAGAGGGCCAUGUCUAUCUCGUUGAAGGGUACAGACAGGAAUUUGAAAACAGCGCAAAGAGCCUUCGAAAAGAAAUGCAGAACUCUGUGGUUAAUCAACUCACAGCAGCAGCUGACACCAAAAAGGGAAUGACAGAAAUUGAUAGAAUCAAGGAGAACCACACAAAAGAAUUAGAAGGAAGGUUGUGUGGCUUGAUUGUUGAAUGUCGGAAAAAAAAUGUUGAGAUGACAGAGAACGAGCUGGACAAAGAAUUUGAUAAGAUGUGGAAUAAAAUGGUGAACGAACUAUCAUUUUCUAAGCAAAAGCCCACAAAUGUCAUUGCAAGGGUGAACCACUACCUGAGAGACAAUCUAUCUCGUAAGGGGAGUCAUGUAUGUCAACUAUUAAGUGAAAAGAACCUGAAAGAUUGUGGACUGGAUCCUUUCAAAUAUUAUACAGCAGAUGGAUAUUGUAAAAAACAAUUCAAGAAACUGUUCAACAUGGAAGAUCACGUAAAAACUGUACAACAAAUAGCUGACAGCAUCAUAACUGAUUGCACACAGUUUGUGACUGACAAAAUGCAAAAAAAGAGCAACUACCAUGACACUUACAUCCAGGAGAUCCUACACAUGAUUGAUAAGAAGAUGCAGAACAACAAGAAUGUAAAGACAGAGAUCGAGUUUGAAGUUUCUCUGAAACAGCACAUCUGUGGCAAUGCAGCCAGAAGCUUUCAGGAAAUGCAUGAACAUUUCUUACAUGUGAAUGAUCCCUCCACAUGUCUUGAUGAUAACAAAAAGGACUUUUGUAGUGCUUUUAAAGAUGCGUUCCAAAAACGAGACCAAUGCCAGAAGAAGGCAGAAGAAUUCACAAAGCAGUACUUGCUCCCUGCAGUCGAAGACUUUGUCAAACGUUCUCUGGGUCUUGAUAUCAUUGGUGAAAUGAAGACAUGCGAGCAGUUCAGCACACGGAUAUUUCUCCAGUAUUCAAUUUUACUGGAUUUGCUCUCAAAAGACGACUUUGGAAAGUAUCUUAGCUAUAUUAGCUCCUAUAAGGAGUAUGUAAAGGAAUGGAUACUCAACCAAAUAGUGGAACGUUUAUCAAAAGACUCUACGAUGUUCAAGCUUGAGGACAAACAUGUUCAGUCAAGUAUCAGGAGCAUAAGUGAUGCUAUCGACAAAGCAAAUACAGAGAAGAGUGGCAACUUGAAGACAUUUGUUAAAAAUGUCUGUCUUGGUACUCCUAAACUGAAUAUUUCCAAGGAUGCUCUGAAUGCUUUCUUGAUCCUGGAAAAUGCUGAGCAGGAUCAGGAACAGGAACAGAAGAAACAGGAACAGUUUGCUUACUGGCUCACUGAGUGUGUGAAGGACAUCGCAGAAGCUCUUAGAAAGAAAUAUAAAUCAACAAACAUCCAUGCUAAACUAAAGAAUCUUGACAAAAGCCCUCAGAACCAGCUUUUCACCGAUCUGAUUGGAUGUGGUGAACAGUGUCCAUUCUGCAAAUCGCCUUGUGAGGCAGGAGGAAGCGCCCACAAUGUGCACAUGGCUUCACUGCAUCGGCCACAUGGUCUCGGUGAAUACAGAUGGAGUUUGACAAACAAACUUACAAUUGACAUAUGCUCUUCCUCUGUGGUCAGUGACGUUUGUUUUUGCUGCAAUGCUACAAAUGGUCAAUUUCACCCUUUCAAGGAAUACAAAAAGAUUUUCCCGGGCUGGAACAUUGCUCCAGAUGCAAGCCUCCAGGCAUCAGACUCCUGGAAAUAUGUAAUGGCAAAGUUCAAUGAUAAGUUUGCUAAAGAAUACAAAGCAGAUGCUGCUGAUAUUCCUGCAACUUGGAAAAGUAUCACUCAUGAGCAAGCAGUGACAAGUCUCAAAAAGUCAUUUCUCCUCAAAUGAGAAAGUCCAUGUGUUGUGGUCACAGAGGUGCACACCUCCUCAAUACAUUCAUUAUCUUCUCAUGGAUAUUUAGAUUUUAUUUGUGUAAUAUGAUAUAGAAAAGAGGCAUGUACUAGAUACAUAUAUAGCUUACAAUAGUAAAAUGUAAGAAAGUCACUGCAAUUUGUUUUAUUUCAUUGAAUUAUCUGAUGCAAAAUAUUUUCUUUUUUUCAGUCUUUAUGUGGAAUUAUCACAAUACGAGUUUGUAUCUGAUUAAGUAUGAUGUGUGAUGUUUUCUAGAAAGUUAGAAUCUAUGUGUUUUUGUUUCUGUGAAGUAUCUGAUGCAAAAUAUUAAUAAUGACCAUAUAUCACGGAGUGAGCUAUUGCUUUUAUAAAACGGUGUGCCAAGUGUGGCAAUAUGAAAGAAAAAUACACAC
Messenger RNA from Cottoperca gobio, 5424 nucleotides. Its product is annotated as up-regulator of cell proliferation-like. Gene Ontology annotation, molecular function: GTP binding. NCBI's taxonomy places the organism in Eukaryota, Metazoa, Chordata, Actinopteri, Perciformes, Bovichtidae. The transcript has 4 exons. The coding region runs from base 191 to 5008 and encodes 1605 amino acids. The record is from RefSeq and is a predicted model, not a curated record.